This is a messenger RNA of Lotus japonicus, 2652 nucleotides long. RefSeq names its product heat shock cognate 70 kDa protein-like. The coding region runs from base 322 to 2301 and encodes 659 amino acids. Lineage: Eukaryota; Viridiplantae; Streptophyta; Magnoliopsida; Fabales; Fabaceae. Gene Ontology annotation, cellular component: cytoplasm. Gene Ontology annotation, molecular function: misfolded protein binding; ATP hydrolysis activity; ATP-dependent protein folding chaperone. Gene Ontology annotation, biological process: protein refolding; cellular response to unfolded protein. The transcript has 3 exons. The record is from RefSeq and is a predicted model, not a curated record.
CACAUCACAAUCAACUUCCGAAAAUGUGAAGAGAUGCACUUGAUGAUUUUCCUACUAUAUACUGGAAAUGGAACCAACAGCUCACACUCACUCACAUUACAUACAUACAAGAUAGACACCAAAUGCUGCACACAACAGAGGGGAAAAGAAAAAGAAAUCAAACAAUGAAAUAAAACCCCUCACUCACUCACUCACUCACUCACUCACUCACAAAUCAACCCAAAUUUUCACUCAGCUUCGUCUUUGCGUUCUGAUUUCACUAUUUCAAGAUCACUCAGCUCCAUUUUUCAGAACAGUGUUCAUUCAGUCAUUUGAGAGAGAAUGGCCAAAAAGUAUGAGGGACCUGCAAUAGGAAUUGAUUUAGGCACUACCUAUUCAUGUGUUGCUAUAUGGCAAGGACAGAAUAAUCGAGCUGAGAUCAUUCCCAAUGAACAAGGAAACAGAACCACUCCUUCCUUGGUUGCUUUCACUGAUACACAAAGAUUAAUUGGUGAUGCUGCCAAAAAUCAGGCUGCAACAAACCCAUCAAACACUGUCUUUGAUGCAAAGAGGUUGAUUGGAAGGAAAUACAGUGAUUCAGUUGUUAAGGAUGAUGUUCAGCUCUGGCCUUUUCAGGUCAUUUCUGGAACUGAUGACAAACCCACUAUUGUUGUAAAGUACAAGGGUAAGGAAAAACGCCUUGUUCCUGAGGAAAUCUCAUCCAUGGUUCUCUCAAAGAUGAAGGAGAUUGCUGGGGCAUUUUUGGUGUCCCCAGUGAAGAAUGCAGUUAUUACUGUGCCUGCUUAUUUCAAUGACUCUCAGCGAAAAGCCACCAAAGAUGCUGGUGCCAUUGCUGGCCUCGAUGUUAUGCGGAUAAUCAAUGAACCAACCGCUGCAGGUCUUGCAUAUGGCCUUCAGAAGAAAUCCAGUUUUGCUGGGAAGCGAAAUGUGUUCAUCUUUGAUCUCGGUGGAGGCACUUUUGAUGUGUCUAUUCUCACAAUAAAAGAUGAUAACUUCAAAGUGAUGGCCACUGCUGGUGAUACUCACCUUGGAGGAGAGGACUUUGAUAGCAGAAUGGUGGACCAUUUUGUUAAGGAGUUUAAGAGAAAGCACAAGAAGGACAUCAGUGGGAACCCAAGAGCCUUAAGGAGGUUGAGAAGUGCGUGUGAGAAGGCAAAGAGGACACUCUCAUUUGCCACUGAUACCACAAUUGAGGUAGAUGCUUUAUUUGAGAGCACUGACUUGUGUUCAACGAUAACUCGCACCAGAUUUGAGGAACUGAACAUUGAUCUCUUCAAGAUGUGUAUGGAGACAGUUGAGAGGUGUCUUGAAGACUCUAAGAUGGACAAGAGUGAAAUAGAUGAUGUUGUUCUUGUUGGUGGUUCUUCUAGGAUUCCCAAAGUGCAACAGCUAUUGCAGGAUUUUUUCAAUGGGAAGGAACUAUGCAAGGGGAUUAAUCCUGAUGAGGCUGUUGCUUAUGGCGCAGCUGUGCAAGCUGCUUUGUUGACUGAAGAAGGCAUUAAGAAUGUUCCAAACUUGGUGUUGAUGGAUGUUGCACCCCUGUCUUUAGGGUGGGCGUUAAUAAGAGAUGAAAUGAGUGUAGUGAUUCCUAGGAAUACUACUAUUCCGGUAAAGAAGACACAACGAUACGCUACUGUUAAAGAUAACCAAUCUGGUGUCUUGAUUGAGGUUUAUGAGGGUGAGAGAGCAAGAGCCAGUGAUAACAAUUUGUUAGGCUCUUUUAUUCUUUCUGGACUCCCUCUUGUUCCUCGUGGCUAUCCUUUUAAUGUAUGCUUUGCUAUAGAUGAAAAUGGGAUUCUAACUGUUUCUGCUGAGGAAAAAACCUCUGGUAGUAAGAAUCAGACAACCAUAACCAAUAAAACAAACAGGCUGUCAGCUAAAGAAAUCAAAAGAUUGAUUCAAGAAGCUGAGAUUUACGAGGUUGAUGAUAUGAAGUUCAAGAACAAGGUGAAAGCAAUGAAUGCUCUAGAUGAUUACCUUUACAAUAUGAAUAAACGCAUGAAAGAUAAGUGUGUCAGCUCUAAGCUUCCCCCAAUGGUCCAAGUUGAUAUCAAUUCAGCUAUUGUAAAGGGCCAAAAUUUGCUUGAUGGUGGCCAGAAGCCAGAGACGUUUGUGUUUGUUGACUUAUUAAGGGAGCUUAAGAGCAUAUUUGAACCUGCGAUGGCCAAGAUCGACAAUGGUUGGACUCAUGAGGAUAGGGAUGAGGAUCAUGGAAGCACUACUGGGCCUGCCCAAUCAAUUGCUACUUCAACCAGGCGCAAGUUGAAGGAGAAGCUUAGUUGGUUUAAUAAAUCUUCUUGAAUUGCUUUUAAUGUUUUUAGGUAACAUUCCAGAAUAUUUCACUUAAUAGGAUCAAACUACCUCUAGGGCUAUAUGCUUAUUUGGAGGAAUAGUUCUAUUAGAAUAAAGUUGUAGCAUUUGGUAGGUUUGUUUACGAAACGAAUACCAAUUGAUAGGUUAGAGCCACUAAGAACAAUUGGUGAGUACAGUUAUUUAUAUGCUUCAAGGCUGCUACUAAGUACAGUUAAUCAAGUUUUAAAUUAUCCUUUCCUGAUGCAGUGUGUCAAAUAUAUAAGUUUGUUAUUGUUAGUGGUUGCUUAGUCUUGGAGAUAAUGGUUAGUGGCCUAAAUUAAGGAGAACCACUCUUCUGUU